Eimeria necatrix is the source of this 558-nucleotide messenger RNA. Its product is annotated as N-acetyltransferase 5, putative. Lineage: Eukaryota; Apicomplexa; Conoidasida; Eucoccidiorida; Eimeriidae. Bases 1 to 558 code for a protein of 185 amino acids. The transcript is spliced from 2 exons. Gene Ontology annotation, molecular function: protein-N-terminal amino-acid acetyltransferase activity. Gene Ontology annotation, biological process: N-terminal peptidyl-methionine acetylation. The record is from RefSeq and is a predicted model, not a curated record. Gene Ontology annotation, cellular component: NatB complex.
AUGGUGCUGCUGCGGCCGCUCACUGCGGCCGACCUGCACCGCCUGGAGGCCAUUAACAGCGACAGUUUUACGGAGACUUUUUCGUCUUCAUUUUAUUUCAAGUAUUUGUCUUCUUGGCCCGAACUUUGUUUUGCUGCAGAGGCCCCCGAUGGGGCCCUUCUCGGCUACAUCAUAGGGAAAGUGGAGGGCGAGGGCCCCGAGUGGCACGGGCACCUGACGGCGCUGUCGGUGGCCCCCGAGGCCCGCGGCUGUGGGGUGGCUUCUUUGCUGCUGCAGCAGCUGGAAGCAGUUUGCUGCUGCGUCUACAAGUGCUGCUUCCUGGACCUUUUCGUGCGCGUCUCCAACUUUGCUGCUGUUUGCUGCUACCAGAAAAGAGGCUACCGAGUGCAUGCAACCAACAAGGGCUACUACUGCGGCUCCGAAGACGCGCUGGACAUGCGCCUCUUCUUCCCCGCCAACCAGCUGCAGCAGCAGCAGCAGCAGCAGCAGCAGCAGCAGCAGCAGCAGCAGCAGCAGCAGCAGCAGGAGCGGGGCAGGCGCAGGAAGGGCAAACGCUGA